AUGAUUUUUCAACUUUUUCUUGUUGCUGCACUCCACCUCCCUUCUACUACUGGAUUUGGGAAUGCCCUCUUUCAAAAGGCACCCAGUGCUCAACAAAAAGCGCCCACUCGAACACCGGAUCGAGUGGAGAUUGAAUUACCUGAUUUUGACGAACUUUUCAGCCGUGUACAACAAGUCUCGCCCCUGGCAAAGGUUGCCAUUGAAUCCGCAAACGAUGUCGCCGGCUACACUGCUGGAUUUGGUGAAAUUGAGGAGAAUCCAAACUUGAAAUGGAAAAAGGUAGACUCGAGCAAAAACAAGUUUGGUGUUCACAAAGUUGAGAAGAUUGACAAUUUUCAGGGAGUCGGAGUUCCAAUCCUGCGCUUUCGGGCAACACUGGAAGGCCCAUGCAUUGGCGAAGGAUUUGCAAAUUUCAUAAUGAAUACAGAAGAUCGAAAGAAAUGGGACUCGCAAAUUGAUAGUGUAUACGAAGCAUACCCCAUCCUGGACCUCGAUGCCGCCAAUAUCGCAAUGGGAUUCAAAUAUGGCGACUGCUCUCGUCUUGGAGUUGGACAUUGUGUUACCAAAGCAAAUCUUGGAAUCGACGCUCGCGAACAAUUGACGGUGUGUGGAAUCAAUGAUUUUGCGGAUGGGAGUUGCAUCAUUUGGGGUACCGAAAUGGAAUCCUGGCACGAUAAUCUGUUACCUCCUGGAAAACGUGUGACACGAGCCAAGAGUCACAUCUUCAGCACCACACUUGUUCCUACAUCAGAGAAUACAAUGGAUGUAGAGUACGUGCUACAACUAGAGAUUGGAGGAAAGAUCCCAAAUUGGAUGACUUCACCAAUCAUUGUGGACAAUGUCAAGAAGCUCUUUCGUUGUGCAGGGGACUUUUACAACAACAAGGACGGCGAACUGGAUAACUUCCUAGCCGAAAAGGCGCUCGUACAGAGUGAUUUGUAA
This is a messenger RNA of Cylindrotheca closterium, 942 nucleotides long. The record is from the annotation of a GenBank genome assembly. NCBI's taxonomy places the organism in Eukaryota, Bacillariophyta, Bacillariophyceae, Bacillariales, Bacillariaceae.